AUGAAACAACAUUAUCAACGUCGACAUCAAGACCAUCAUCACUGGCGAUUACUUUACACCGGUCGACCUCUGCCCGACAUGUACAGCUGA
Molecule: messenger RNA, 90 nt
Organism: Colletotrichum tamarilloi
Lineage: Eukaryota; Fungi; Ascomycota; Sordariomycetes; Glomerellales; Glomerellaceae
Exons: 2
Coding region: 1-90 (29 amino acids)
Source: RefSeq, a predicted model, not a curated record